AUGGAUUUGGUAAACCAAAGGCCGGCUGCUUUUUGCACUGCCCAAGAGCAAGUUUCAACCUCCCCCUCCACCGCUGUAGCAGGCCGUCUCCAACAGGCGUCAUUCGAUCUCUUAGAUGGCUCAGAUAUUCAGUUCCGCAGGGAACACCGUUUGGAUAUAGCUCUGGUCAAGAAUCUUCCAGUUGCUCUUAUUUUCCUGCCAGCAGCAGACAUACCUACCUUCGUUGGUGAAGGGCGAGUUGAUCUAGGCAUCACAGGACAGGAUCAGGUAGCUGAAUAUGAUAUCCGUGGCCUGCCAGGUCACCAGUCUGGUGUAGAGGAGAUACUCGACCUUGGGUUUGGAGGAUGCAAGCUACAGGUCCAAGUGCCAGAGAAGGGCCCGAUAUCUGAACCCAAGGAACUCAUUGGGAAGAAUGUUGUCACGAGCUUCACAGGCCUUGCGGAAUCAUACUUUGCCAAGCUAGAAGGCGCACAGAGAAAGGAGGAUGGAACCUGGGAUAUAAAGACCAAGAUCAAGUAUGUUGGUGGUAGCGUAGAGGCAGCCUGUGCUCUGGGAGUAGCAGACGGAAUCGUCGACCUAGUCGAAUCCGGCGAAACCAUGAAAGCGGCUGGCCUCAAGGCUAUCGACACAGUCAUCAACACCAAUGCUGUACUUGUCAAGUCACGAAACAGCACCAAUCCCCUAGUGGACCUCAUUCUUCCAAGAAUACGUGGUGUUAUCACUGCUAAAAAAUAUGUGCUCUGCCAGUACAACAUCCCUCGCAGCAUCUUGCCCAAAGCCUGCGCAAUAACGCCUGGGAAACGUGCUCCAACCAUUACUGCUUUGGAAGAAGAGGGUUGGGUCGCCGUCAGCGCCAUGGUAGAGAAGAAACAGAUUGCAACCGUUAUGGAUGACCUGUCUGGUACUGGCGCAACUGACAUACUCGUAGUAGGGAUUGCAAACUCGAGAACUACUCCUUGA
This is a messenger RNA of Microsporum canis CBS 113480, 960 nucleotides long. Its product is annotated as ATP phosphoribosyltransferase. Gene Ontology annotation, molecular function: magnesium ion binding; ATP phosphoribosyltransferase activity. Gene Ontology annotation, cellular component: cytoplasm. Lineage: Eukaryota; Fungi; Ascomycota; Eurotiomycetes; Onygenales; Arthrodermataceae. The record is from RefSeq and is a predicted model, not a curated record. The coding region runs from base 1 to 960 and encodes 319 amino acids. The transcript has 5 exons. Gene Ontology annotation, biological process: L-histidine biosynthetic process.